AUGAGUACAAUUAAGCGAAAGAAGCGCCCUUCUACGUCGCUUAGUGAUUCAGACAAGCGAAAUUUUCAAGCUAUAGAUGAAAAGGACUCAGAAAGUGAAGUAAUAGACCAAGAUUCAGAUCACAAACAUUGGAAUGAAUCGCGGCGGGUUAUUUUUUCACUUGGUGCGUUAUUAGGGUUGUUGAUUGCAUUGUAUGUGGGUACAAAUGUUGAUAGGCAGACAUAUGAAGGGUUGGAUAAAUACGUGAAUUUUGAGUCUUUACAGGAGUAUAUGGUGGACUUGAAGGAUUCAGUUCCGUCUACUCUUUCUGCUCUCAUUGCUGAUUUCCAAUUGACAAACUUUCACAAGCCUCAUGAAGACCUGACGACGAAUUUUGCAGUUGGGCGUCAGUUACGGAGAGAAUUGAACUUAACUAGUAAACACCCGGUUAUAAUGGUUCCCGGAGUUACUUCUACUGGUAUUGAAUCUUGGGGGCUACAUAAGUCCUCUGAGUGUGACAGUGAACCUCACUUUAGGAAACGUUUAUGGGGCUCAUUUUACAUGUUGAAGACUAUGGUACUUGAAAAGUCGUGCUGGCUAAAACAUGUGAUGCUGGAUCCCGAAACGGGGCUUGACCCAAGUAAUUACACCCUCCGAGCAGCGCAAGGGUUUGAGGCAGCAGAUUUUUUUGUUGCGGGCUUUUGGAUUUGGAACAAGGUACUCCAGAACUUGGGUGCUAUUGGAUAUGAGCCUAAUAAGAUGAUCACUGCAGCAUACGAUUGGCGGCUUGCUUAUCUUGAUUUGGAACGCCGUGAUCAGUAUUUUAGCAAGCUGAAGCGUGAUAUCGAACUAAGCUAUGAUUUGACUGGUGAGAAAACUGUGCUUAUCGGCCAUUCUAUGGGAGCGCAGGUGAUCUACUACUUUUUGAAAUGGGUCGAAGCCGAUGGUGAAUACUAUGGAAAUGGUGGUGACGGUUGGGUUGAAAAAUAUAUAGACUCAUUUGUCAAUGUGGCAGGGACUUUACUUGGUGUGCCGAAGACAGUUCCUGCGCUAAUCAGCGGCGAGAUGAAAGAUACGAUCGAUCUGAACUCCUUGGCAAUGUAUGGUCUAGAAAAGUUCUUCAGCCGUAAAGAGCGUCUUGAAAUGCUUCAGACAUGGGGUGGAAUCCCAUCAAUGCUGCCUAAGGGCGGCAAUCUUGUCUGGGGUAACAUGAGCUACUCUGUGGAGGACGUGGUUAGCAACAAUACAGACACGUAUGGUAAUUUCAUUAGGUUUGAACAUGACCCAAACGAAUUAUCUCCUCGUAAUCUCACUAUGGAAGGUGCUAUAGAAUACAUAUUGAAGUUUUCGCCCCCAUGGUUGCAGAAGCGUAUCCACGAUCAAUACUCAUUUGGAUAUGCUAAAUCACGGGAAGAACUUGAGAACAACGAGAAACAUCACUCUCACUGGACGAAUCCCUUGGAAGUGGCGCUCCCCAACGCUCCCAACAUGAAAAUAUACUGUCUAUACGGAGUUGGUAACCCCACAGAGCGAGCUUAUGUCUACCAGGAGGACAGUAAGUCUUCAGGUCUCAACGUUACAAUAGCUUACGAUAGCAAUCCUCCGGUUUUCUUCACAGACGGUGACGGUACUGUACCAGUUCUAACUCAUGCAAUGUGUCACAAAUGGGCACAGGGCCCUUCACCUUAUAACCCUGCGAACAUUUCCGUCACCAUUGUAGAGAUGUUGCACCAGCCCGAGCGUUUUGAUAUAAGAGGCGGUGCCAAGAGCGCUGAACAUGUUGAUGUUCUAGGAAGAGCAGAAUUAAACGAGUAUAUUCUUAAAAUAGCUGCUGGCAAAGGGAGCUCCAUUGCAUCCCAUUAUAUUACCAACAUGACAGAAUGGACUAGAAUAUUAUCAUUCCCACUUUAA
Molecule: messenger RNA, 1890 nt
Organism: Eremothecium sinecaudum
Lineage: Eukaryota; Fungi; Ascomycota; Saccharomycetes; Saccharomycetales; Saccharomycetaceae
Gene: LRO1
Product: phospholipid:diacylglycerol acyltransferase
Exons: 1
Coding region: 1-1890 (629 amino acids)
Biological process (GO): triglyceride biosynthetic process; lipid storage
Cellular component (GO): cytoplasm; perinuclear endoplasmic reticulum
Molecular function (GO): phospholipid:diacylglycerol acyltransferase activity
Source: RefSeq, a predicted model, not a curated record